AUGUCGACGCGGCUGACAGCGGCUUCGAAAUUGUUGUCAGGAGGCUCUCCUUGCUCUGUGCCUGAGGGAUGUGCAGGUGAUGGGCGGCCCGGGACGGUUUCUUGGAGUCUCUGUGGAGUCCCUGGGCUAGACCCCAUACUGAAAGCUGCAGGAUCUUCCCUGGCCCCAGCAGCUCUGGUUGAGUCCACGGACCCUGCCUGUUCUUGGGCUCCUGGGAAGAGCAGAGUUGUCAGCAAGAGAGCCCGAGGGCUGAGGCCCAGUGGGAACAUGCCAGCUAACCAGAGCUCUCGCGGGCCAUCCCUGGCCCUGAUUCCAGGGGGAUGUGACAACCGAGAGGUAUCAGUGUCGUUCAAGGAUGUGACUGUGGACUUCAGCAGGGAAGAGUGGCAGCAACUAGACUCUACUCAGAGGCGCCUGUACCAGGACGUGAUGCUGGAGAACUACAGCCACCUGCUCUCAGUGGGGUGUGAAGUUCCCAAACCAGAGGUCAUCUUCAAGUUGGAGCAAGGAGAGGAGCCGUGGAUUUUGGGGGAGGAAACCCCACAUCAGAGCUGUUCAGAUGGGAAGUUUGGGAUUAAGACCUCACAAACAAGAAUUUCUGGAAAAGCUUCGUUUCAUAGUGAAAUGGAGGGUGAAGACACAAGAGAUGAUUCAUUGUAUUCCGUUUUAGAAGAACUGUGGCAAGAUGCUGAACAGAUAAAAAGAUAUCAGGAAAAACAGAACAAACCUCUGAGUCACGCUGCUUUCAUCAAUAAGAAACUAUUGAAUACAGAGUGGGAUUAUGAAUAUAAAGACAGUGUAAAAUUUGUUCAUCCAAGCCAAAAUCAUGUUUCUUCACAGAAAAGACCCCAUAAAUACGACUCAUUUGGAAGGAGUUUUAAGCAUAAUUUAGAUUUACAUAUUCAUAGUAAAAACAAUGCAACAAAGAACUUUGAUAAAAUUCUUGGACGUGGUCAAGUUUUCACUCAGAGCUCUUCUUAUACUAACCAUGAAAAUACGCAUGCAGGAGUGAAAUUCUGUGAAAGUAAUCAGUGUGGAAAAGUCUUCAGCCUCAAACAAGCACUCGGUCACAAUCUAAAAUUUCCUGUUGGGGAGAAAGCAAAUAUGUGUACUGAAUUUGGGAACAUCUUCACCCAGAAGUCACACCUCUUUGCACCUCAGAGAAUUCAUACUAUGGAAAAACCUCAUGAACUUAGCAAAUGUGUAAAUGUUUUUACACAGAAGCCACUACUCAGUAUAUGUCUGAGAGUUCAUCGAGAUGAAAAACUAUAUAUAUGUACUGAAUGUGGGAAGGCAUUUAUCCAGAAUUCAGAAUUAAUUUUGCAUGAGAAAACUCAUACUAGAGAAAAACCCUAUAAAUGCAGUGAAUGUGGAAAAUCAUUUUUCCAGGUGUCAUCUCUACUUAGGCAUCAGACAACUCAUACAGGAGAAAAACUCUAUGAAUGCCGUGAAUGUGGGAAAGGCUUCUCCCUGAACUCAGCCCUCAAUGUACAUCAGAAAAUUCAUACUGGAGAGAGACACCACAAAUGCAGUGAAUGUGGGAAAGCCUUUACCCAAAAAUCAACACUUAGGAUGCAUCAGAGAAUUCAUACAGGAGAGAGAUCCUAUGUAUGUACUGAAUGUGGGCAGGCCUUCAUCCAAAAGGCACACUUGAUUGCACAUCAAAGAAUUCAUACUGGAGAGAAGCCUUAUGAAUGCAGUGACUGUGAGAAAUCUUUCCCUUCUAAGUCACAACUUCAGAUGCAUAAGCGAAUUCACACAGGAGAGAAACCCUAUAUAUGUACCGAAUGUGGGAAGGCCUUCACCAACAGGUCAAAUCUCAAUACUCAUCAGAAAUCUCAUACUGGAGAGAAAUCUUAUAUAUGUGCUGAAUGUGGGAAGGCCUUCACUGACAGGUCAAAUUUCAAUAAACACCAGACCAUUCAUACUGGAGAGAAACCCUAUGUUUGUGUCGAUUGUGGGAGGGCCUUCAUCCAGAAGUCAGAGUUAAUUACACAUCAGAGAAUUCAUACUACAGAGAAGCCGUAUAAAUGUCCUGACUGUGAGAAAUCUUUCUCCAAGAAACCACAUCUCAAAGUACAUCAGCGAAUUCACACAGGAGAGAAACCAUAUAUAUGUGCAGAAUGUGGGAAAGCCUUCACUGACAGGUCAAAUUUCAAUAAACACCAGACAAUUCAUACUGGAGAUAAACCCUAUAAAUGCAGUGAUUGUGGAAAGGGCUUCACUCAGAAAUCAGUUCUGAGUAUGCAUCGCAAUAUUCAUACAUGAAAGUAACCCUGUUUCUUGAAAAUGAGAAAGCCUUAUCACAGAAGUCAGGUCUAAUUGUACAUUACAAAAUUCAUCCAAGACAGAUCCUAUAUGCCAUUGCAUCAUAAAAAGCAUUCAUCAGGCUCUCUCACCUCAGAGGAGCAAAAUUUUUCAGAAGAGACCCUCUAAGAAUGCACUAAAUGAAGGAGAAUUUCCAUAUUUGCGCCUCACAAUAUAUAAUAGAAUUCAAACCAGGAAAAAUGCUGUCAGUUUGAUGCAUUAGGAAAAGCUUUCCUAUGGAAAGUAUUAUAAGGCAAAUUGUUACCAAAUUCUUUAUAGAUGGAGUGUGCAAAAUUAUGUAAAUGACAGUCAUGUUUACUGUGUUAUAUUAAGCAAUUUAAAGUGAGAACUAAAUGAAAGAUAGGACAACAAAAUAAUAUAUUUGAUGCAUAGACCUAGUCUCACUUCUGUAGGGUGUUUGUGGCAGAACACAUUGUACAACAGGAGGAAUAAUAAUUGAAAUUCUGUUUUUGAAUUUAAUAUAGUUGUGUCUGUCAAAUAUAUUUCUUAUUGAAUAUUUCUCUCACGUGAAUCCACAGUUAUAAAGUCAUUGUGGUUUUGUAUAUACACACAUCUGCAGAUGUAGUUUUACAUGAACACAUAAAUACAAUCCUAUCCUUCAUACUGGUUUCCAUGAGAUCAUGUUUUUAUCUUCUUUCGUUGUGGUACAAUGGCAAAUAGCCACCAAUUCCUCCCAUCCUUUUAUGUAUGCCCCUUUGCGAUGUUACUCUGUUUUCUUAUUGAGAGGUAGAGUCUCUAUCUUUCCACACUUUGGCUCUCAGCUUGGCCAUGUGACUUGCUUUGGCCAGUGUACAUUAGCAAAGAGAUUCAAGAAGAGGCUGGAGAAGUGUGAAUGCCUGCCUUGAGGCUUACGCUCUCUUGUUGCUUUUAGGAAUUCUGAGACCUUUGUGUAAAGAAGCUCAGAUUAUUCUACUGGGGGAUGAGAAACCACAUCGAGCAGAGAUGGGCCAGCCCAGCUGAGGCCUCUUAGACCAACUGCCAGACAUGGAAGUGAGGCUUUCCUCAACCUCCAUUCCCAGCCAAGCCGGCCCACACCAGAAGGGCCAUACCAGUUAUCCCAGCCAACCUGGAGAAUUAUGAGAUAAAUAAAAUGAUUAUUGUUUUAAGCUACUAAGUUUUGGGGUAGUUUGUUGCACAGCCAAUGCUAAGUAAUACCUAAAAGUGUAUGUGUGUGGGGGAUAUUGUACCAAAA
This is a messenger RNA of Ceratotherium simum simum (southern white rhinoceros), 3520 nucleotides long. RefSeq names its product zinc finger protein 81 (gene ZNF81). Gene Ontology annotation, biological process: regulation of cytokine production; negative regulation of transcription by RNA polymerase II; regulation of immune system process. NCBI's taxonomy places the organism in Eukaryota, Metazoa, Chordata, Mammalia, Perissodactyla, Rhinocerotidae. The record is from RefSeq and is a predicted model, not a curated record. Gene Ontology annotation, molecular function: DNA-binding transcription repressor activity, RNA polymerase II-specific; RNA polymerase II cis-regulatory region sequence-specific DNA binding. Gene Ontology annotation, cellular component: nucleoplasm.